Mus musculus (house mouse) is the source of this 1551-nucleotide messenger RNA. RefSeq names its product penta-EF hand domain containing 1 (gene Pef1). Gene Ontology annotation, cellular component: COPII vesicle coat; cytoplasm; cytosol. Bases 72 to 899 code for a protein of 275 amino acids. Gene Ontology annotation, biological process: response to calcium ion; positive regulation of protein monoubiquitination; endoplasmic reticulum to Golgi vesicle-mediated transport. The record is from RefSeq and is marked provisional. NCBI's taxonomy places the organism in Eukaryota, Metazoa, Chordata, Mammalia, Rodentia, Muridae. The transcript has 5 exons. Gene Ontology annotation, molecular function: protein dimerization activity; calcium ion binding; identical protein binding.
AAAAUCCAACCAGGAGCGGCAUUGGGAGCAGGAAACUCCGCCUACCACAGUUGUGUGACGUCAUAACCGCCAUGGCCAGCUAUCCAAACGGACAGAGUUGCCCAGGAGCUGCAGGACAGGUGCCUGGAGUACCCCCGGGGGGCUAUUAUCCUGGUCCUCCCCAUGGUGGGGGCCAGUAUGGCAGUGGACUGCCCCCAGGUGGUGGCUAUGGAGCUCCUGCCCCUGGAGGACCCUAUGGAUACCCCAGUGCUGGAGGAGUCCCCUCGGGAACUCCAAGUGGACCAUAUGGCGGUAUACCUCCAGGGGGUCCCUAUGGUCAGCUACCUCCAGGGGGUCCCUACGGUACCCAGCCUGGACAUUAUGGACAGGGUGGUGUCCCCCCGAAUGUGGAUCCUGAGGCCUACUCCUGGUUCCAGUCAGUGGAUGCCGAUCACAGUGGCUAUAUCUCCCUCAAGGAGCUGAAGCAGGCCCUAGUCAACUCCAACUGGUCCUCAUUCAAUGACGAGACAUGCCUCAUGAUGAUAAACAUGUUUGACAAGACCAAGUCUGGCCGCAUUGAUGUCGCCGGCUUCUCAGCCUUAUGGAAAUUCCUCCAGCAGUGGAGGAACCUCUUUCAGCAGUAUGACCGGGACCGCUCGGGCUCCAUUAGCUCCACAGAGCUGCAGCAAGCGCUCUCCCAGAUGGGCUACAACCUGAGCCCUCAGUUCACGCAGCUCCUGGUUUCCCGGUACUGCGCACGCUCUGCUAUUCCCGCCAUGCAGCUUGACUGCUUCAUCAAGGUGUGUACCCAGCUGCAGGUGUUGACUGAGGCCUUCCGGGAAAAGGAUACCGCUGUACAGGGCAACAUCCGGCUCAGCUUUGAGGACUUUGUCACCAUGACGGCUUCAAGGAUGCUAUGACCCAGCCUCCCUAAAGGGAGUGGAGCACACCAGGGGAUGUGGGCCCCUCCUUUCCUCCUCUCCUAGCAAAGAGUGUUUCCUAGCCUGAGCUAGGAAGGGCGGAGCUUGACUAUCCUGGGCUGUGGAGUGGUCUUGCCUUGGAGUAGGGGCCCUAGAGUAGCAAUGGAGUUAGUGUCUGGCCAGCUGUCCUGGCCUCUGGCUUUCCCCCUCUACUCCCUGAUGCCAGUGCUAAGUGCUCAUUGGCUGCCUACUUGUCAUCCCUCACCGAGACCAUCGGGUCAGACGAGCCCAGGUUCUGCACAGUGGAGUCAGACUGAGCUGAGAGAGAUUUGCUGGGACCAGAGCCUGGGGUCCCUCAGCUCCUCAGUCCUUGUAUGUUAACAUUAAUUUUCCUGAGGCUUUGCCUGCACAAGAAGCUUGGACAUUCUGCCAUCUCGGCCAUAUCUGAUGAGGCUCAUGACCACCAAAACUCGGACCCCUCACUGGGCUGCCACGUUCCACCCAGCUUCUCUCCCCAGGAACAUUGUCACAUCCUACUGCCAACAUUGUAAUUUGCUUGUUUGUUUGUUUUUUUUCCCCCAUUUGGGGCCAAAAGUCCAGGAAACUGUAAGUGUCAAUAAAAGAAAGACUCUGUAGUCCCAUGUUUUCCACC